AUGCACCCUCUAAACCCCUUCCUGCGUGCCUUCUUCCGCAGCACUGUUCCGGGGCAGUGCGUGCCGAUCGAGAAUCAUGUUCUUCUUGUUCCGGUAACAGAAUCCCUGAUUGGUUCACGCGAUCGCGAAUCGUCCCUCCUCUAUUCCGAUCUCGUUGUUUCCGAGGAAUUCCUAGGAAGCCAUACUUUGCGAAUACCCGCUUUCAAUGGACCGGCCGGAGCCAAGGAUGAUUCCAACGUCCGUGAUAGUAGGGGGAAGGCAAAACAGGUGCCGACGGCGAAUGGACGGACUGUGAUUAUCAAGGAAAGCUCGGUUUACAGCAACAAAGGCUUCAAGUCUUUAACGCAAGCCCAGCUGCUCUCCGAUGCGCUUUACUACACCCCGAGCAACGAUUCCCAGCCAUGGCUUAUAUACUAUAUCUCCCGACCCUUGAUCGGCUCUUUCGACCCCGGAAAGAUCAUCUCUGCCGUCGUCCCGGGGACGCUUCCGGCUAAGGCCGUCAUGGGAUCGGGAUCCAAGUCAGGGGAGCCUACCUCAUCGCCGCCAAAGAAGGAGAUCCGAACUUUUGGGGAGCUACUCUCGCAUUUCCCCAUGAUCGCCAGACAAAUGCAGCCCGGACUAGAGAGACUAUUUCGCGAAUUUGGAAAGGAAUUGGGAAAACCGCUGCCCCCUCCUCCGUCGCGCUCGCCCUCGAUACCCGAGUUUGAGGGGAAACGAGGCCGGGAGGACACCCCGAAUGAUGAAGCCGCAUCAGUCAGAAGUGCAUCAAUCCGAAGUGCGUCAAUCAGAAGCUCAUCGUCUCGCUUCAGGGAAGGGCUUCCUUUCAACUCGGACGAGUAUUUUGAAGACGACGAAGACCUUAUGCGUCGCAGUUUGGAAACGGCCGUGACUGCGGCUAUUGACUUGUUUCGGCUGGUGGACAAACAACAACUCUCCUUCCUCGGCGCAACGACGGAUUUAACCGGGCCACUGGUCGAGCGCUUGAUUGAGCGCUAUGUGGCCGAGCAGGUGCACGAAUCGCUCCUUUUCCCUCGCUUAUGUGCCUUCCGGCAGCCUGAAGAUACAGAGCUGGACUUGCGGACCCGCCAGAUGGACAACAUCGAUGUCUCCCAGGUUGGGAUCACCGUCGAGGGCGGACAUGAAGGCAAGCGCGAGCUCCUGCAACGCCUAGGCAAGGCGGUGGAAGAAUUCCGUAAAAUGCUCGAUGCGAAGUGCCCCCAUGAUAUGCUCACCAUCCUUCUGGAGACAAUCAAGAUCCUUUCGUAUCCUGGCAACUACGAUAAAGCAGAUCCGCAGGCGUCCGAGAAGCAGCGUUCUCCUGUGACGGUGAAUGCUGACAUUUUGGUUUCUUUAUUGCUUAUCGUUGUUAUCAGAUCUCAGGUCAAGCAUCUGCAGGCACGACUGUUAUACAUGCAGCAUUUUAUCUACGUCGACGAUGUCGACAGUGGCGAAAUGGGAUACGCUCUAAGUACUCUUGAGGCGGUCCUCACGUAUCUUGUAACUGAUUCGGCAGGCCUACGGAGGGCGAGCAUCCGAAAUAAACGCUUAUGGAAUGCUACCAAAGGCGGGCGAAUCACCGAUAUGAAGGCUAUUCUGGAACCCGAUGGCGACCACGAAUCAAUGGAUGACAUUCCCUAUGAACCCGAGAGCAAGAGCGUCCUUUUCAAAACGGAUGAUGAUGAGCAGCCAAGCCAUUCUCGAGCCCCUUUGGUUAUUCCCAAUGGAUAUACUGAAACCAACGGCGAAUCGGCGAUCCUGGAUGAUACCCAAGACGUGCCGCCACUUUCGCACGUCUUCCCGUUCAAGACGUGGGAGACCACAUCCCCGAGAGAGAUCAAACGCCCGGUCAAAAAGGUUUCCAUGGACGUUCGUAGUUUGUCCGAAUCGUCUGCGAUAUCGAUGGCUUCGCGAACAACCACAAUGGGAUCCAUCACGAGCACGAUCGAGGGUGACAGCUCCAUUGAGACCUUAACCAAGACGCAAGACCCUGCAGGGCACACGAUCCCCAUGAUGGCAGUGGAAAGCUGCCAACCAGAGGCGUUGAGAUAUCUCCUCAGUCUCGAGGAAUACUACCCACUCGAGGAUAUUCUUGUGGAUACCAACAUGGACGGGACAACCCUGCUAAAUGCUGCCGUUCAGCUGGCUCACACCGAGAUUGUCGACGUCUUGCUUAGUUACCUUUUCAGUGCAACUGAUAAGGAUACGGUUGUCUCCUACUUUCAGAAGUCUGACAUUCAUGGCCGUACUGUGGCCCACUAUCUCUUUAGUACGCCCUCCGUCAUGCGCCGAUUAGAAGGGUUGCUCCCCUGGAGACAGCGCGAUAAGCACGGGCAAACCCCAUUGUUCGCGCUCUGUAGAUCUUAUGAUCAUCCGGACUACAAAUCAAUGGUCCAUCAAGCAUUGACGGCUGCUCAGAAGUCCCAGGAAGACGGAAAGCCUCUGCACCUCGAUGACCAUGUUGACUCGCGGGGCAAUACCUUACUACACAUUGUCAGCGACCCGGAUAUUACCAUUCGCAUCCUUCAGGAAAGCGACUGUGAUCCAAAUGCAACUAAUGAUAAGAAGUUCACACCCUUGAUGAUGGCCAGCAAGUACGGCAGAAUCGACCAAGUACGGAUCCUCUUUUUGGAUCCGCGAGUGGAUGUGCACCUCAAAGAAGCCCGAGGACUGACAGCAGUCGAACUUGCGAAAGACGAUGAAGUUCGAAAUAGAAUUGACGACCUCAUUCUUAUCUCAAACUCCCCGUCGACGAGUAUCGACCCAUCCGGUCGAGUCACAACAGUCGUUCGUUCAUUCUUCGUCGAGGAUGCAACGGUGCGCUUCGUACUCAAGUCCGGCGCUCCCAGCCCAUCUGCCAAAGCAGCUGAAUCCCGACCUGGGUCUACCACGUACACCGUGACUACUUGCCGCAGGACGUUCUCGGACUUUGAGAAUCUCGCCAAGUGGCUUUCCAUCGAACAUCCAGCCUCGUAUAUGCCCUCGCUGUCUGACUUUCGCACGCCCUUUCAAAUACACUCCAAGCCGUCCCGCUCGGUCCUUCACGACAUGCAAGAGAAGCUUGAUCGAUUCCUGAAGAUUCUGCUAUCGCAUCCAACUUUCGCGACCCAUGAAAUGCUCUGGGAGUUUUUCCUUGUACCGGAGCUGCAUCCAGAAAUGAUGGCCGAUCGGUCCCGUCGCAAGGCGCAGGUUCUCUCCGAGUCCAUCGUCGACGACUUCGAGCCGAUCACGAACGAUGGCAUGCGAGAAACGGAGCAGUUCGUCAGACAUGCCCAGGACAUGGUUCGCUCGGUGCACGCCAACACUCGCAGCCUCAUCCGCCACGGGCACGCGCUCCAAAACUCGGCCACGGACGUGGCGGAUGCCGUAACCCUCUGCUCGGCCACCAUCUCAACCCUCAAGGAACCGACCAACGCCCUCCCGCAAUCCCACGUCGACGCCUUCGCCCGCUACGCCUCGUACCUCUCGACCCCAUCCUCCGACUCCUCCCCUCUCCUCCAGCUCCUCGCAGCUCUCACCUCCGUCGACAAUACCACCGCCGCCAUCCUACACUCCCUUUCGCGCCCCAUCUCCCUUAUGUCCACCCUCGCUUCUGCCAACCGCUCCCUCGCCCGUUCCCGCUCCUCGCUCGUUUCCUCCUCUCUCCCCCGUAAAUUCAACCUCAACUUCCCCGGCCUCGAAGAAUCCCGCCAAAAGUCCGUCCGCGACCUCGAGUCCAAGAUCCAAGAAUCCGAGUCCCAGAUCGCCCACGUCUCCCGCGAAAUCACAUGGAACAAAGAUGUCGUCGUCAGCGAGCUAGCAGGCUGGACCUCCUGGCGCGAGAAAGUCGGUCGCGACGCCAUCCGCUCCUUUGUCAAGGCGACUAUCGUCCGAGAGAAGGAACGGGGCAAAAGACUAGAACGGUGUCUGAGGAAUGUGCACGAGGCUAAAUAA
Aspergillus melleus is the source of this 3930-nucleotide messenger RNA. Its product is annotated as putative VPS9 domain protein. Bases 1 to 3930 code for a protein of 1309 amino acids. Gene Ontology annotation, biological process: early endosome to late endosome transport. Gene Ontology annotation, cellular component: tubular endosome; plasma membrane; transport vesicle. Gene Ontology annotation, molecular function: guanyl-nucleotide exchange factor activity; SNARE binding; phosphatidylinositol binding. The transcript has 3 exons. The record is from RefSeq and is a predicted model, not a curated record. NCBI's taxonomy places the organism in Eukaryota, Fungi, Ascomycota, Eurotiomycetes, Eurotiales, Aspergillaceae.